UACCUUCAAAACAACAAUCAAAUCAAACCCAUAAUCAAAAAUCCACUCAAGUCAACACUUUCAAACAAUCAAAAUGUCUCUCAUCUCCGCCUUCCCCAGCAGCAACCCGGAGAACGUAACCUCCCUCUUCCGCCUCCUCGACGACUACCACGACCACCUGUCUACCAAGUCGCCUGCCCUCCUCUCCGCCCGCAGCUUCACCCCCCGCUUCGACGUGCGCGAAGACAAAGAAGCCUACCACCUGGAAGGCGAGCUUCCCGGCGUCGCGCAGAAAGACGUCAACGUGGAGUUCACGGACGCGCACACGCUCGUCGUGAACGGGUCGACGCAGCGCGAGCACAAGGAGGAGGAGGACAAGACUGCCGAGGGCGGGUCGCGGUUUGUGACGACUGAGAGGAGCUUUGGGUCUUUCCACCGCAGCUUUCACUUCCCUGCGCCUGUUAACCAGGAGAAUGUGAAGGCGAAGUUGAAGGAGGGGGUGUUGAAGGUGGAUGUGCCGAAGGCGACUAAGGGGGGGAACCAAGCAUCCGACGUCGGAAAUCUGUCUGUGGUUCUUGAAACACCCUUCUUUUUUGCAAUCAUGUCGGGUGAUGAAAGACUGGACGAACUUAUUUGCGAAGGGGCGAUGGAGAAGGACGCGAUCAUGGAUCGAAUGAUAAAGCUGAAUAGAGACAGAUACAAGGAUGUCCGCUUCAAGGAGCUCUUCCACGAACACGCGACAAGGACAAGAUCUGGAGAAUGGCGCACCUCCGAGGAAGGGUUCCUGUCAAUUUUGCACAGACACGGCGCUCUCCCGUCGUCUUUGCAGGAACAGGGACGCAUCCUCUACCAGGGCUUCCUCUACUUAUCUGCGUUCCCGUUUGUCCGGAGCCCUCCCAAGACCAUGACGGUCGAAGAGUUCUUUCGGGCGUGUGAGUUUUCCGAUUUGCUUGUAUUGAAUCUGAGCGGUGGACAUACUAGGGGACCCUGGCGGUACCGAACAAAGUCAGACCGCAGGCGACUAGUAUUCCAGAGCCUGGCUACGACGCGCGAUGGGCGAAAGCUGCCCUUUGACGCCGAGGAGUGGAGCAGGCAGGCAGCGUGGAGAUCGUCUGAGCUGGACGAUGUGUCGUCGCAAGACCCGGAGGCACAGCGCUCCAACUACGACGAGCACGGCGAUGAGAUGUAUUACGACACCUUGUGCUUCAUCUGGGCUUCCCAGAGGCGCCAAGCGGGACCGGUGGUCCCCCUGGAGCAUUUCCGCGGGUUGGCAAGAGAAUUGCACGGGGAUGACUUGCAUCUCCACCAUCUUUCAAUCCCCCGGGACAGGUUCCGCUGCUUGGUCAAGUUUCUGUUGCUUGGCCAGUUUGGGAACACCGGAGGUAUGGAAAUCAGCAUAUUUCCCGACCUUGAUCGAGUGGUCAACAGCAUGGUUCGGCCGUUCUUUCGCAUUGCCGGUGUAGGGAUCACCUGGCCAAUGUUUGACGAUGCCAUGCGAUUAAUGCCUUACUUACUCCUACCGAUCUCGGAAAUAGCGAUAAGCUUCUCCAGAACCAAACCAAGCCGACCCGCCGUGUCCGCUAUGAAAGGGCUGCUGAGCGAUUUCGGGACCUCCUUGACAUUUGCCCGUUUCGCUCAACUCCGGCUCUGUUUUGGGAGCGACCUCUUCCGGAAUAAGUUGCAGGCACCUCAACGAUACGAGCCCCCCUGCAAUGUCACCUGCGUGCUCGAUUCACUCAACGCAGCCGAUCCCCGGAAUGCAGUGCGACUUACCAUCCUUCUGAUCUACGGCAAGACCUCACACACAGAUGAAAAUGUCAUUUUCGGAGCAGUCAUCCCCAAUCCAUCGGUGGAUGUCUCGGCGAUCCAUGAUGCGUCGAAGGAGUAUUACUAUACACGCUCCUGUUGUUUGUUCGAACUGAGCCCGGGGCAUGACAUAUCACGAGGAAAUCUUGGACGGCCAGGCUGGACUGCUUCUCGAGACCGGCUCUGCUUUGGGGAUACAGCGGACGGGGCUGCGAUGGUUCUGGAGGCGAGUAUGACUCGGGCGACUCUCAUCAAGAAUGUGAACCAAACAAACCCGAUUUACUCUGUCAGUCCAUGGAGAGAGGAUGGUUUGGUUGAGUGGCUUUGA
This is a messenger RNA of Aspergillus campestris IBT 28561, 2113 nucleotides long. RefSeq lists its product as uncharacterized. Gene Ontology annotation, biological process: response to heat; protein complex oligomerization; protein folding. Bases 74 to 2113 code for a protein of 679 amino acids. The record is from RefSeq and is a predicted model, not a curated record. The transcript has 4 exons. NCBI's taxonomy places the organism in Eukaryota, Fungi, Ascomycota, Eurotiomycetes, Eurotiales, Aspergillaceae.